Messenger RNA from Durusdinium trenchii, 1943 nucleotides. NCBI's taxonomy places the organism in Eukaryota, Dinophyceae, Suessiales, Symbiodiniaceae. The record is from the annotation of a GenBank genome assembly.
CGAUCUGUGAGAGCCUCGUCCCAAUACUUCCGCAAAGGUUUGAUUUUGAAGGUGCAUGUAUGUCAAAGAUCUGGCACCAUAUAUGGACCGUGUAACUCAUUGUUUUUCACUAUCCCCGCAAAAGAACUAUCCUCAUACUUGGUCCUCGCAACCAUCGCCCAGGACCAGGAAAGAUCACAUGGAAGCAUGCGGACGUGGACUCUUGUUCAAAAAAGGGCAAGCUUUUAUAUUCGAGGGUUGAACUUACAUCCAUGAAAAGAGGGUCUGAAUCAAGGAUGAGGUGCCGGUUCCUGGUAAAUGAGCUUAGGUCGAGUUAGCAGCUUUGAUGCAAGCCAACAUCCCAACCACUGUCCUAGCAACCAUCGACAGCGCCGAAUACCAGGGAGGAGGGCUGAUUGCGUUACCGGAGUCGAAGUUUGUGAAGACCCCCACUGCGAAGGAGUUGUCAUCGAACAUCAUGUGGCUGAAGCCUCUUGUGACCUACUCACCCUCAAAGGUCUUGGGUGCAUAUUUUCUCACUGAUGCAUGGCUGAUGUUGGAUCGGAGCUUGGGAUUCAAACUUUUUCGUCCGCAGCCCCACGAAACGCGGAUGAAGUUAGCCGCGUACGAGGCCUGCAAGGCCAAGAAAUGCAUGGGGGCGCUUCGCAGCCUGUGGAGGAGUUCAAAAACCGGUGGCCACGACCAGAACAUCCGCCACCUCAAGAGCUUCCUUCGCGACAGUCCAGGCCGUCGCGCUGAUGAUUCGCCGGUUGAUGAUGAAGCUGGAUCAGAUCCAGCAUCGGAGCCAGAGCCUGUGCCUGCGCCAGUGCUUGACGAUGACAGGGAGUCCUGCUCCGAGUCAACGUCUGAAGAGGAGGCGAUUGAGAAGGACGCAGAGCCUUCACCAGACUCUGAGUCUGAUUGCAAUUCACUGACGGCCAGGACGCUGCGAUUGGGUGAGUCUCCCGGAUCCAGCUCAAGCAGUGCAUCGGAGUCGCCUGAUCAUCGAGACUCGCAAGUCUCAUCUGGCUGGAUGGGCAAAGCCAUGUCAGACAUUACGCGGCAGACCAUGGCAGCUGAAGCAUGGGAGCGGAAGCUCAAGGACCUCCUCCUUGACAUCAAGUUUGAUUUGCAGGAGCAGCUGCAUGUUUCUAUGGAGGGGGCUGAGUGGGACCAGUACUCGGAGUGGUGCAGAAAUGUUUUGACUGCUCACGGUGACUCGGUCUACGCCAAGCUUGCCGACGCUGGCCACUUCAAGCGGUGGAUUUUCCGGCAGAAGUCUCAGCCGGGCGAGGAUCAUCCUGGAUGCAAGGUGAGCUUGGACAAGGCUCUUCGCACUAUGAACAUGGAAGUGGCCGUUGAGGAGGAGGAUAACACGGUGACUCCUGCUGCAAAGCGGCCGCGAACGCUGGAGGUUGUUAGCAUGGCUUUGGAUGAAACGCCACCUCCAGUCGUUGGGCCCCAAACCGCGAAGACCAUGUCGGCGGUCAAGACGGAGGACAAGAUGUCGGAGUUGGGCGGCGGUGAGUUUGGUGAACCUUUGAAGAAAUUCCACUCCUAUGAUUUGGAUGAACUUCAAGUGCCUCAAGAAGCUCGCCCCAGAGUCGGGCAAAAUCAUCUUGGCCGUCACGGGUACACCCUCAAGUCCAGGAAUGGCGCUGUUGUGGAGUGCUUGCUCAAAACCCGGGCCUUUGUUAUCAAGAAGGCCAGCGCACAGGCGUCCACUUCGCAAUCGCCCCGCUCCUCCAAAUCCACAGGCCAAGUCACGUGGUCCAAAUUCGGGGGGGCUGAGAAGGCCUGGCUUGCGACCAAAUGCCGCGCUGGGUGGUAGGAUUUUCUUUACAUGUCUUGGGUCAUUUGCUUGACAUGCCUUUCAGAAAGGACAUGUCCAGGGGGUCACAGCACCUCUCCUAGGUGUUGAAUUGUGUUCGACUUUCAUCCAACUGAGAUGAACCAAAGGUGCA